AUGGUCUUCAGCUGCUUAACAGUCAAUCCCAAUCAGCCACAUCCACUCAAAUGUAUCAGGCAAACAGGCUCAAACAGCAUUGAGGCUAUGCCACUAUCGAUGCAGUGUAUACCAUUGGCAGAUCCAGCCACACUGACAAAUUCCCAGUGCACAGAAACCGACAUACAUAAAUAUCGCGAGCAUCAGGCAUCAAUUCAACUCCGGGUUGCCAUGAAACUGGGAGCGGUAAAAACUGCCACUCAAGCUCAGAACGGCUUCCGGCCUGGUCCUGACGAGCUCGAUAACCUCCUUAUUAGAUUGCAAUACAGUGUCGGCAGCGAUAAAGGCAAAGUGUUGUUAUCACGGCCGUUGAUCAAAGUACGGCGGAAACCCAUAGGUGAAAAAUCUCAAGAAUGCCCGACAUGACUUGGAGCUGAAAGACGAAUCCAAAGGCCUACAGACAUAUCAGACUCUUAUCCCUAUUUAUUUGUAUCCAAUCCUAUGAGA
Messenger RNA from Puccinia graminis f. sp. tritici CRL 75-36-700-3, 486 nucleotides. RefSeq lists its product as uncharacterized. The coding region runs from base 1 to 405 and encodes 134 amino acids. The transcript has 5 exons. The record is from RefSeq and is a predicted model, not a curated record. NCBI's taxonomy places the organism in Eukaryota, Fungi, Basidiomycota, Pucciniomycetes, Pucciniales, Pucciniaceae.